This is a messenger RNA of Talaromyces marneffei, 1092 nucleotides long. RefSeq lists its product as uncharacterized. The record is from RefSeq and is a predicted model, not a curated record. Bases 1 to 1092 code for a protein of 363 amino acids. Lineage: Eukaryota; Fungi; Ascomycota; Eurotiomycetes; Eurotiales; Trichocomaceae. Gene Ontology annotation, molecular function: protein binding. The transcript has 2 exons. Gene Ontology annotation, biological process: mRNA export from nucleus. Gene Ontology annotation, cellular component: THO complex part of transcription export complex.
AUGGCCUCAAAACAGCCCGACCGUCGGCUCAUACACAAGGAUCGCUUUGGCUAUGUAUUCGGCAAUCUAAAGACACAGAAUUAUCAAGACCCCGUUGCGCGCGGACCUGGUUCGCACACUAUAAGAACACUAGCCUGGAACCCAACCGGCACCCUCAUAGCCACGGGCUCCGCAAACCGCACCCUACGAAUAUGGAACCCCGAGCGCGCCAACGCGCGCUACUCAACCGAACUGCGCGGCCACACAGCCGGCAUCGAGAAAGUGAUUUUCAACCCUGUUCGCGACGCCGAGCUCGCGAGUUGUUCCAGCGAUGGUACAGUACGGUUUUGGGAUGUGCGUUCAAAAACGUGCGUGAGUAAAUUGGAUGUUGGAGGCGAGGCGUUUACGUUGUCGUGGUCGGCGGAUGGACGGGUUGUGAUGGUGGGUAGGAAGGAUGAUACACUUGUUCCUGUUUCGGUGGAGAGUACGUCGACACCAACAGUAAACACUGGGCCGCCCGGUUCUUCGGUUGCAGAGCAAAAAGUGUCGUCGACGUAUACGAUAUUACCUCCCCACCCGCAAAAUACACAGACGAAUGCGACUACGUUCUCAUAUCAUAUACCCACACCCUCCGCACCGGACCUCGAUCUUCUCGCGACUACGGGCGACGGCACAGUUCGAAUAUUUUCUUAUCCUUCUUUCAACCUGCAACACACCUUGAACGCACACAGUUCAGCCUGCUUAGCACUCGCCCUAGCGCCCACAAGUCGUUAUUUGGCUGUCGGCGGCAGCGAUGCCUUAAUAUCACUCUGGGACACGACUGACUGGGUCUGUCGACGCACAGUUUCGAGUGAGGGAGGCGGGACAAUCCGGGGUGUUAGUUGGAGUUUUGAUGGCAGGUUUCUGUGCGGCUCAAGUGAAGAAGUAGGACCUAACGGCCUCGAAAUUUUCCAUGCGGAGACGGGAGAUAGUGUGCACAAGAUUGCGGUGAGUGCGGGCGUGCCUGCGGUUGCGUGGCAUCCGACGAGGUAUUGGUUGGCGUAUUCGCUUAUGGCGGAGGGGAGUAACGCGGGCGGAUUGAGGAUUGUGGGUGCUGCUGGGGGUGGACUGUAA